CUUACAGAGCACAGACCGUGCUCCCUACACCCCACCCACUCCCAUCACAGGGAGCACUUCUCCCCUCGGGGUGCCCAAGAGCUGGCCGGAUUUCUUGAGCUAGCUUCAGGAUGGUGAAGUUCACAAUCGAGGAGAUCCGCGCUCUCAUGGAGUACAAGAACAACAUCCGCAACAUGUCCGUGAUUGCGCACGUGGACCACGGCAAGUCCACUCUGACCGACUCCCUGGUGGCGGCGGCGGGCAUCAUCGCCAUGGAGCAGGCGGGCGACCAGCGGCUGACCGACACGCGGGCGGAUGAACAGGAGCGCGGCAUCACCAUCAAGUGA
Messenger RNA from Chlorella variabilis, 326 nucleotides. RefSeq lists its product as hypothetical. Gene Ontology annotation, biological process: translational elongation. NCBI's taxonomy places the organism in Eukaryota, Viridiplantae, Chlorophyta, Trebouxiophyceae, Chlorellales, Chlorellaceae. Gene Ontology annotation, molecular function: ribosome binding; translation elongation factor activity; GTPase activity. The record is from RefSeq and is a predicted model, not a curated record. Bases 111 to 326 code for a protein of 71 amino acids. Gene Ontology annotation, cellular component: cytosol; ribonucleoprotein complex. The transcript has 4 exons.